Molecule: messenger RNA, 1371 nt
Organism: Ichthyophthirius multifiliis
Lineage: Eukaryota; Ciliophora; Oligohymenophorea; Hymenostomatida
Product: major facilitator superfamily protein, putative
Exons: 2
Biological process (GO): transmembrane transport
Cellular component (GO): endoplasmic reticulum membrane
Molecular function (GO): transmembrane transporter activity
Source: RefSeq, a predicted model, not a curated record
AUGCAUCUUUACACGGUAAAAAUAAUAAAGAUAAAAAUAAAAAAAAUAAACCUUAAAAAAGCAUUACGAACAUCUUGGUCUUUUUAUUCAAAAUACAUAAUAAAUGACAUAAAAUAAAUAACUUCAUAACAAAUAGGUUACAUGAACACGUCUUUUUUAUUGUUAAUGGGGUUCGGCUUAUAUUUUUUUGGAGGAUUAGGUGAUAAAAUAAGUGCAAAAAAAUAUUUAAUGUUUGGCAUAAUUUUAUCAGCAUUAUUUGUAUUCAUGAUACCAAUAUUUUAUUUUCUAGGAAUUUAUUCCCCAAUAUAUUUCAUUAUUUUAUAAGGAUUAAAUGGUUUAUUUGAAUCUACAGCACAGCCAGGUUCAAUGAGACUUUUAGGAACCUGGUUUUCAAGCCAACAUCGAGGUAUUUUAUUAGGAAUAUGGUCUGGUAGCCGUAGUUUUGGAGACGUAUAAGGAUUAUAUUUAUCUCAUAUAAUAAUUAAUAAAUUCAGUUUAUAAUGGAAUUAUGGUUUAAUAAUAUAAUCAUUCAUAUGCUUUUUGAUAAGUUAUUUAAUAUAUAAAUAAAUAAUUAAUUAUCCUGAAGAAAUAGGCUUAAAAAUUCAAUAAGAAACUACAAUAUAAUAAGAAAGUUUACAACUAACGCAUUAAAAGACACAUAUUUCUAUAAGUUAAGCUUUUUAUACAAUUCCAGGACUUUUUUGGCAUACAUUAACUAUGAUGUUUUUGAAAGCUUUAAACUAUGGAAUACUUUUUUGGUAUCCAAAGUUUUUACAGGAUAUAGGACUUAAAUAAUAAAGUUCAUACAUCGCAAUUUUCUGCAGUGUAGGAGUACUUUUAGGAGGAAUAAUUUCAGGAUGGAUAGGAGAUAAAAUAGAUAAAAAAAGAGGUAUUUUAAUACCUCCAAGCCUUUUCUUACUUGUAAUUUGUCUUUAUUUUUUCAGUGUUUUAAAUUAAUAAAAUGAUUCAAUUUUACAUUUUUAUUUUUACUCAUUUUUUAUUGGAUUUUUUCUUGGUGGACCUUAUAAUGUACAUCAUGGACCACUUGUAGUUGAUCUUGGUUAACAUGAAUCUCUUAAAAAUAAUAAAGAAGCAAUAGGAAGGGUUACUGGGAUUAUUGAGGGAGCUGCUUGUAUUUCCUCGGCGAUUGUUUAGAUCGUAAUUCCGUAUUAUGGAGAAAAUAAUAUCUUUAAACUUUUUAUAAUUAUUAGUUUAGGAAGUAUUGGAUGCAUUUGGCCUGUAGCUGUUAGUGACUAUAAAUAUUUUAAAAAUAAAUAUAAUAAUUAUAGUUUAAACAGAAAAAAAAUUGAAAAUUUAAAAAAUGAUGUAAAAAUACAAAAUUUAUAACAUUAACUUAUUUAGAAAUAUUGA